AUGGUGAGCUUUCUGGAGACUUCGCACGGGUACGUGGUGAACAGCCGGGCGUUCAGUCUUGGAGGCCCUGGCCGCAUCAGCCCAGCGCUGAAGGCCGAGUGCAGGAAGCACUUGCAGGUGUGGAUCCGGUUGCUGGGCGAGGUCCUUGCCUCUGAGUUUCCGGGCUGGGACGUGUUGAGUGCCUUCUCAGUCUUCGAGCUGAAACCUGCCGCAAGCCGCAUGCAGGAGGACGAAGACGUGCAGCAUGAAAGGACAGAGUUCCUGGCGAAUUCUGCACAGCGACUGGCUCAGGUUUUUGACUUGAGUCUCGAAGACUUCGUUUCGGAGAUGGAGGAUCACCGGCCAAUGGCGCAGCACCUGGUUGUCUCGCAGCAGGUUGACGCUUUUGCGGCUUGGAGCAGCGCACUGCGAAAGACGCAAAAGAGAAAGUCGAUACGAGACAAGUAUCCCUGCGCAAACUUGCUCCGUGCCUUGUGCAAGUACGGCACUUUUCAAGGAGCAUCCACGGCCGGCGUGGAGCAGCUGUUUUCCCAGGUGGCCAAGCAAACAAGCCCUGCCAGGAAGCAUAUGAAUCCAGAUCUCUUGCUGUCAGAGGUGAAGAUUUUCGCGGACUGGAAUAAAACCGAGGCAGCCCACAUCGCAGAGGUUGCUCAGGUUGCCUGGACCUUGCUAGGCAAUGGCAUGCCCCGUGACAGUAGCCAGACUGAGCGAAUGGACAAGGGUGUCAAGCGCAACAUAGUCGAGGACCGCGGGCUGCUAGGGAGGGGUCUGGGGCGACCUCUAGGUGGUUCUAAGCAAGACACGGAGGUCGCUUUCUUGGCCAAGAGGAACAAGGCUGUCAAAGCAGGGACCAAGCUGCGCAGAGUGGAAUCGGUAGUGGAUGCCGCAGCUGCUGCGGCCGAUGCCAUCAUCCAGUGCGAUGCCAGUCUCCAAGCGGAGAUCCAGUUCCAACAUGCGAAGCAGUAUGCCAACAAAUGCAACGCUUACUUGGAGAACACGCUGCUGGCCAGCGAGGUGCCUGAGGAUCUGGGUGAAGUUGCUCUUGCCAUGGCCCAGAUUCGAGAAGGAAAUCGGGCCAAGAAAGUUCGCCUGGAGGGCAGGCAGGCAGCACUCAUGCAUCCAACGGGGCUGGACUGGAGGUUCUCCACCGUUUGGUUCGAGGAUGCAGAAUGGCAAGAGCUCCUUCCUCUGGGCCUUCUUCACAAUGUGGUGGCCGACAUCAGCGAGGCCAAUGUUUGGGUGGUGCUUGAUGCGGCUUCCCCUCCUGAGGACAUCCUUUGGACUGCUACCCUGCAAGGCGGCACUAUCGUAGAUGUUGUUUUCGCUGAGACCAAUCGUCAGGGUGGUGUGGCCUUCCGGUAUGACCAAGCUACCUUGAUUCAGCGGCAUAUCCUUCUCUCCCCCGAAUUCGACGCAGCAGAAAGACGCUUGGCAAGUCUGGUGCGAGCCGCAGCCCGCAAAGCGACCUCGAAGUGGACUCUCCUUCCUUCCUGGGAGGCAUUCAGCGAGAAGUACGAGCAGAUGGCUGGGCCGGAUGUUGCAGCGAAGCGGCGACAGCCUAUGCGAGUACUUGCCCUGGUGCCAGAGCCAAUCGAGAUCGCCAUGUGCAUGAAGAGUGUGCUCGGGAAAGCAUCCCUUCUCGGCUUCUGUUCACGGUUUGCGUGUGCUCAGCGCGGUCUAUGA
This is a messenger RNA of Symbiodinium sp. CCMP2592, 1683 nucleotides long. The record is from the annotation of a GenBank genome assembly. NCBI's taxonomy places the organism in Eukaryota, Dinophyceae, Suessiales, Symbiodiniaceae.